UCGUACUUGCAGCCCCAAGCCAACCUGUCCGAGCUAUCGGGAGCGGGCGGUGCCAAUGGAUUUGGUUGGUCUCGGCCCCUCGAACCAAGCAGUCCCAGGGGCUGCUUGCUGGGGGCUGGUUUAAAUACCAGCGCCGGUGUUGGACGCAGAAAGAACGCCACCCGGGAAAGCACUUCCACCCUGAAGGCCUGGUUGCAGGAACACAUUAAGAACCCUUACCCCACCAAAGGCGAGAAGAUAAUGCUAGCCAUCAUUACAAAAAUGACCCUAACUCAGGUAUCCACCUGGUUCGCCAAUGCCCGACGUCGACUGAAAAAGGAGAAUAAGAUGACCUGGACCCCACGUAAUCGCACUGAAGAGUCCGAUGACCCCGACGAUAGGAAAUUCGGCAGAACCAAUUCCGAAGACAGCCAGAAGGGUGCCGGCGGAGACUCGGGUUCCUUUAAUUCUGAACAUCCUCACAAGGUCUUCUCCGAAGCAAUUACUGGAGCUGAAGCUGAAGAUGAGGCAGAAGAGGAUGAGGAGGAAGAUGGGGGUGAAGAGGAGGAAGAGGAAGAAGAAGAAAGGGACGCGGAGGAGGAGGAGGAGGAGGAGGAAACUUCCCUUCCUGCCAACACCGCUUCCGACACUGACGGAUUCCCAGCCUACCACUCGGUACUGGGUGCAAACCAAACAGGCUACAAUCCCGGUGGCCCUCCCUAUUCUUUCUCUUGUGGGUAUGCAGUCGACCGCGCUGAACCAGACAGUUCCUUGUCCCCUGAGGCGAGCGGGCAACAAAGUCUCCGUCAGUCAAGCACACUGCAUUGGUUCAAUGCAGGAGACCCAGGCAGCCAAGUAAGUCGCCUGUCUCAUCCGGCCCUGACCUUCACAGAGAGCCCCACUCAUCAUCCGAGAGGCGGUCUUCGCGAUACCUACACCACCGCGCCGCAAAAGUUCCCUGCACUACCAGAGGCCGGUUCCGCAGGAUUAGUGCAUACCUCAUGGGAUGGAGGUCGCCAACAGGAGCUCUUAAGCAUAGCGAACCCUCUUCCAAAGCCAGCUUGGACAUGGAACGGUAUUAUGCCAGUUUCCACUUUCAAAAGUGAGUCGGCGGAGAAUCAAAACCACCAGCAGCUUGGAGGCGACAGCGUACUUCAAAAUUAUUCGGCUCUUACUUCCACUGUCGCGCCCAGGAGCACUGCUUACUCUAGCGCACGAACAGUCGGCUCCCACGAUUCUCCGUUUUACGAUGGGGUCUUCAGCAGUCCCCGCUUCGCUAUCCAGACAAAUGUAUUCCCUACAGAGGGCUUUUCACAUCACGGCGAAGGCGAACGAGAUGUGAGGACACCGAUAGCAGAGCCCAGGAUGAGAACAAACUUCCCUUCUAUAUAUGCGGAUCACAAUUGGAACCCCAUGGAGACCGGAUUGGUUACAGCACCGCACCAACCUGCUCCACUUGGUGAGGUCAACCGAUCAGCUGCUUCUGCUGCUGCCACCACGAACGUCAACCUGUUCUCGUUCUCCCCUUCCGUCUCCUCCGCAUCAUCCUCGUCCUCCUCCUCUGAUUCCUCUCCCUCUUAA
Messenger RNA from Dibothriocephalus latus, 1560 nucleotides. The record is from the annotation of a GenBank genome assembly. NCBI's taxonomy places the organism in Eukaryota, Metazoa, Platyhelminthes, Cestoda, Diphyllobothriidea, Diphyllobothriidae.